Molecule: messenger RNA, 3911 nt
Organism: Callorhinus ursinus (northern fur seal)
Lineage: Eukaryota; Metazoa; Chordata; Mammalia; Carnivora; Otariidae
Gene: TRIM58
Product: tripartite motif containing 58
Molecular function (GO): zinc ion binding; protein binding
Source: RefSeq, a predicted model, not a curated record
CCAGAGCCAGUGGCUAAAACCCAUCCUGUGCCUGCUUGCCCUGAGGCUGUAGGGUUCCUCCCUUCUGUGCCAGACAGCGAGGACAGAUAGUGCGGGCCGCUGGGGAAGGCAGCGCUGCUAUCAGCCGGGCCAGGCGAGGCCAGGCCGGCCAUGGCCUCGGGGGCGCCGGGGGAGCGGCUGCGCGAGGAGGCCAGGUGCCCCGUGUGCCUGGAUUUCCUGCAGGACCCGGUCAGCGUGGCGUGCGGCCACAGCUUCUGCCUCGGGUGCAUCUCAGAGUUCUGCGAGAAGUCCGACAGCGCGCAGGGGGGCCUCUAUGCCUGUCCGCAGUGCCGGGGCCCCUUUGGGCUGGAGAGCUUUCGGCCCAAUCGGCAGCUGGCCAGCCUGGUGGACAGCGUGCGGCAGCUGGGGCUGGGCCCGGGGCGCAUGGGGAUGCGCCAGUGCGCGCGGCACGGCGAGGAGAUGAGCCUCUUCUGCGAGGAGGACCAGGAGGCGCUGUGCUGGGUCUGUGACACCACCCCGGAACACAGGAGCCACCACACGGCGCCGCUCCAGGAGGCAGCAAGGUGUUACCAGGCAAAGCUCCAGAUGGCCCUGGAACUUGUAAGGAAGGAGAUAGAGGAGACCUUCACUCAGGAGGCCAACGUAGGGAAGAAAAUUGUCAUUUGGAAGGAGAAAGUGGAAAUGCAGAGGCAGCGCUUCAGGCUGGAGUUUGAGAAGUAUCGUGGGUUCCUGGCCCUAGAUGAGCAGCUACAGCUGAGGCGGCUGGAGGAGGAGGAGCGAGCCACCCUGCAGAGACUCCGGGAGAGCAAGAACCGGCUGGUGCAGCAGAGCAGGGCUCUGAGGGAGCUGGCCGAGGAGCUGGAGGAGAGGUGCCAGCGCCCAGCGCUGGGUCUGCUGGAGGGUGUGAGAGGAGCCUUGAGCCGAAGUAAGGAUGUCACACAGCUGGAACCGGAGACCAUCCCCAUGGAGCUGAGGACAAUGUGUCGCAUCCCUGGGAUGAGGGAAAUGUUGAGAAAGUUCCAAGUUGAUGUAAAGCUGGACCCUGUCACAGCGCACCCUAGCCUCCUCUUGACGGCUGAUCUACGCAGUGUGCAGGAUGGAGAGCUGUGGAGGGAUCUCCCCAACAAUCCCGAGCGAUUUGACACAUGGCCCUGUAUCCUGGGUUUGCAGAACUUCUCCUCAGGGAGGCAUUACUGGGAAGUCAUAGUGGGAGAAAGAGCAGAGUGGGGCUUAGGUGUCUGUCAAGAGACAGUGCCAAGGAAAGGGGAGACCACACCCUCUCCUGAGAACGGAGUCUGGGCCAUGUGGCUGCUGAAAGGGAAUGAGUACAUGGUCCUUGCCUCCCCAUCAGUGCCUCUCCUCCACCUGGAACGGCCUCAUUGCAUUGGGAUUUUUUUGGACUAUGAAGCAGGUGAAAUCUCCUUCUACAAUGUAACAAACGGGUCUUACAUCUAUACAUUCAAUCAACUGUUCUCUGGUAUUCUUCGACCUUAUUUUUUCAUCUGUGACACGAUUCCUCUUAUCUUGCCAUCUGUGACAGAUGUGGAGUCAGAAAAUUGGGCAUCCAGGGGUCAUCUUGACUCUGCUUCUAAUGUGAGACACGAUCAUUCCUAAAAUUCUGUUCCUGAGAAUUUUAUGCCUAGCAAAGAUUCCUGGGGUGGAAUGAGGAUGCAAACAUGCUGAGCCCCAACAAAUGCCUCCAUUCAGAUCAGCACUUUAAUCCUUCUUGCUAUGGACAUUUUUACAUCAGGACAAAACAGAAAAUAUUAAAUAUUUACAUUUGGAGGAGAAUUAUAGGGCAUAUAUAUAUAUAUAAAUUUAACCAAAUGGUGCUGCACAUUUUCUUGAUGAGGCUUUGUCCAAGUCAAUGGACCUUUUGUUAAGGAUUUCUAUACAUUCAUUAUAAUUUCUCAUUCUUUUUGAUCUCCUUUCGUUCCAACUCAUAUUAAGAAUAAGAAAUGAGUUUUUUGUUGUUGUUGUUUUUGUUUUUUUUUUACAAAUGGCAAGUCUUAAAUUGGUGAACAGUCUGAUAUCACUCCAGCAUUAAUCAGACACAUACUUUUGUUUCUCUUCCUCUCUCAUUCUGUCUCUCUCUGUCUGCCUCUGUUUCUUUCUUACUCAUGACUUUAUUUUUUGCUUUAUACCUAUUAUUGAUAACAUUCCAUUUCCUUCUAGAUUAACAAAUUCAGAACGAUUUCUUUUUACAUUCAAUUUUCCUAUGACUAUAUUCAUUUACUUUCAGAAUCCUCUUUAUACUGGACUAAUUUCUAAGGAUUAUGAAAUCAAUUCCUCUGAUUCUAAUAUAACUGAUUGACUCCAGACACAUCUAGGACUGCAACUUUUUCCUUUAUUUUUAGAGACUUUUUUUUAGAGUAGAAAUUACUCAGAAUUCUGAUUCAACUAGUUCUUUGACUUAGCCAUUUGCCAGUGGCAAGACCUCAAACAAAUAAACCCUUUGUCUUUAGAUCUCACCAACUUAAUAUGGUUCCUAUAAGUGAAAUAACGAUAUGGACCUUACAAUGCUAUGACAAAUAUUUAAGAUCAUGAUUGAUAUGAUCGGUUUUAAUUAAACUUUUCUACUUAAAUACAAUAUAAAGAUGAUGAUGAUGAUGAACUGAUAAUGAUAUUUGACUUAUUUUUAAAGUGUACUCUGUAACUUCCUAAAAAAAUUCUUAAGUCCUUGAAGGCUAACUUUGCUGCUACGUUUCUCUAUAUCUGUGUCUAAUAAAUAAUUGCCAGACAAAUGCUAAAGUGCUUAAAUGCUAAAUAUUUAAAUACCAUACAAUUAUUAGUUAAUGGGAACUUUAGUUAACAUUACUUUAAUAAUAAUCUGCCAACACUUUAAUCCUCCACUUUAACUCUACCUUGAAUUUAACGUAUUUUUCUCUUCCUGAAAGAUCUCUUUGACUAAAAUCUUUCACAUACUUUCCAAUAACAUAGUUAACAUAGUUUUCUUUCUAGAGUUUUUCAACAUUUUUCUUUCCAGGCUUUUUACAUUUGGAGGACUAUCAUGAAGUAUAAUAAUUUUAGCAAUGUAACAAUCUCAUAAACUGUAUUUCCAGAUGGCUCUAUAUACUUUAUUGAUGAGCCCUUGUAUUAAAGAUUUCUGUACAUUCAUGUGUGAUACAUUUUUGUUUGAUCAUAAGCAAACAAGUCCUCUUUCCAUCUCUCCUUUCCAAAUGGAGGUAAUAAUGUAUUCUUAUAUGCCUCUUGUUGAUAUUUUAUAGACCACACAUACCCGAGGCCUCUUCCUUGCAUGGUCUGAGUAGAGAAGAGGCUCAUGCCCUGGAUUACCAUUCAUCUUCCCCAUCAUUGGGGAUUAAGUGAGCUGGCAAUGUAGUAUAUACCUAUUCAUGUCACUGUAAGGCCAGGGAUCCAUGACAGGAGACCAUAUGGAGAACAUACACUCACAGCAGUAGAGACCCUUCCCCAUGGGCAUCAGGAGGGAUGGAGUCACUGCUCUGAGAUUAUACCUCCCCAGGGGCUUCUACCCAUUCACUUAAGCUUAAGAAGCAGAAGGACACCACAGCAAAGCCUCAGGCCUUUCACCCUCUUCAAGGCAUGAACAGAGAAUGACUAGUCCCUAGAGAAAGUUAACAUCCUGGUUUCCACUGUCUCCCUCCCAUCCUGUUACCUCACUUUGCAUCUUAUCAUGAUUUAUGUCAAUUAUUCAACCAACUUAAGUCUUCCUUCAUCCCUUGCUUUCCAAGCUUCACGAAGUUUUGUGCAUCUGCUAUUAUGACCCUUUUUCCUUUCCCUCCCCAAUUCCUGAAAGGUGUCUUCUGUUCUCUCUGGAAUUCUGGUUCAUCAACAGCUAACUUUAAAUCAUCUUUAAAAAUCUUUCCUGUUCGCUGAACUCUCCCUUACUUUCUUCUCUGUCCUUUCUCCUAAAACACACACACACACACACA